AUGAACACUGAAACCACUCAGGCCUCAACAGGUCCGAAGCUAGCUCCAAAAACAAUCCGCAAGAUCAUCACAGUCCAAAAGAGGUUGUUACCUUCUGUUAGAAGGAGAGGUCUAGGACUAGAGGUAUUUACUUCUGACUUCACAGGUGAAGAAUCAGAUGAUGAACCAGAGAACGAUUGGCGUACACCUAUUAUUUCCUUCCUAAAGAGGCCUGGCCUCCAGGAAGCCACGGAUUACUUCACCAAAUGGGCAGAAGCUGUGCCAUUAAAAUCUGUGGAUCAACAAGAGGUAAUCAAAGUAAUCGAAGAGAGAAUCAUCCAUAGGUUUGGAUUGCCUGAGCACCUGGUUGCAGAUAGGGGUACGAUAUUCAUGGGGGAACAAGUGGUUAACUUUGCUACACAGCAAAAUAUUAUUAUUUCCAACUCUACUCCUUAUUAUGCACAAGGAAAUGGUCAGGCUGAGUCGACCAACAGGACUUUUGUCAACAUUAUAGAGAAAAUGGUGGAAGAUAAUCCAAGGGCCUGGCACGAAUUGCUUUCUGAGGCCUUGUGGGCCUACAGAACCUCAAAGAAGGAAGCCACCAAUAUAACUCCUUACAUGUUGGUAUAUGGGCAUGAUCCAGUCCUACCAAUGGAUGUAGCAGUAAAGUCAGCAAGAAUAGCAUAUCAAAAUGGCCUCACUCCUGCAGAUUAUACUCAGGCCAUGUUGAUGGAGCUUGAGGACUUGGACGAGGUUAGGCUUGCAGCCCUUGAUCUUAUGUUGGUUCAGAAAAGAAGAGUCGCUAGAUCUUAUGACAAACGAGUAAGAAAGAAGAGCUUUAUUGAAGGGGACUUAGUUUGGAAGGUCAUCUUCCCCCUAGGGGAAAAGAAUCCAAGAUAUGGCAAGUGGUCUCCAAUCUGGGAAGGACCUUACCAGAUUGCUCAAGUCCUUAGAGGUAAUGUCUAUCUUCUUAUGGACUUAAAUGGCGGUCUGUCUAAGCAUUUAACAAAUGGAAAGUACUUAAAGCAUCAUUAUCCUACUAUGUGGGAAAUGAGAGAUGUUGGGUAA
Rhododendron vialii is the source of this 1047-nucleotide messenger RNA. RefSeq lists its product as uncharacterized. The coding region runs from base 1 to 1047 and encodes 348 amino acids. NCBI's taxonomy places the organism in Eukaryota, Viridiplantae, Streptophyta, Magnoliopsida, Ericales, Ericaceae. The record is from RefSeq and is a predicted model, not a curated record. The transcript has 2 exons. Gene Ontology annotation, molecular function: nucleic acid binding. Gene Ontology annotation, biological process: DNA integration.